AAAUACCACAUUUCAACACCCAAAACCACAGGAAUUCAUCUCUUUCAUUCUCAAUCAGAGCUCAAGAACUGACUGGAUUUGAAGAUUCGAAAUGGCAAAGAUGUACCAGAAGAUGGCAAUUCGCGGUGGUGAAGGAGGACGCGAAUGGGACGACGAUGUAUACGAGGGUGUAAGAAAAGUGUAUGUAGGGCAAGAUCUCUCACGUAUCACUUACGUCAAAUUCGAGUACGUGAAGGAAGACGGCGAAGUGGUAACACGUGAAUAUGGGACAAUAAAUCAACAACCUAAAGAGUUUGUACUUGAAUAUCCUGAUGAACACAUCAUAGCGGUGGAAGGAAGCUACAACAAAGUGGCUCUGUUUGCCACGGAGAUGAUCACAUCCCUCGUCUUCAAGACCUCAAAGGGUAGAACGUCUCCAACGUUUGGGCCAAACUUGUUCGGAGUUGUGAACGGUACAAAGUUUGUUUUGGAGAAUCAGAGAAAGAAGAUCGUAGGGUUUCAUGGACGGUCGGAUAAUGCUCUCGACGCUCUUGGAGUAUACUUUGCACUGGACUCUCUCAACACGUCGACCCCUCUUUACAAGCUGGAAGCCCAAGGUGGUACAGAAGGGACUGUUUGGGACGAUUCUUCUUAUGACGGUGUUAAAACGCUGCGCAUUGGUAAAGAUAAUUGCCGUAUCACUUAUUUAGAGUCCGAGUAUGUGAAAGGUGGGAAGUCGGAGACACGUCAACAUGGGGUGAAAGGAGAAACACCAUCCGAGUUUGUGCUUGAUUUCCCGGGUGAAUACAUCAAAUCGGUGGAAGCAACCUAUAAUCGUCCAAUCCUUUUCCGCAACACCGUCAUUACAUCGCUUAAGUUCGAAACAUCAAAUGGGAGAACAGCAUUCUUUGGGUAUGAGGUUGGUAAGAAGUUUGUAUUGAAGCAAAAUGGUCUUAAGCUUGUAGGGUUCCAUGGAAAAGAAGGUGACGCUAUUGAUGCUCUUGGAGCAUAUUUUGCACCUAUUCCUGCUCCUACUCCUUUGAUUCCAGCCAAGAAACUACCAUCAGUAGGUGGCAAUGGAGGACUUGCAUGGGAUGAUGGUGUUUACGACGGUGUGAGGAAGAUAUACGUUGGACAAGGUAACGAUGGUGUGUCCUUUGUCAAAUUUGAGUACAUUAAGGGAACAGACUUGGUACCUGGAGAUGACCAUGGGAAGCAGACAUUACUCGGAGCUGAAGAGUUUCUGCUUGAGGAUGGUGAAUAUCUCACGGCUGUGGAAGGCUACUACGAUAAAAUCUUUGGAGUCGAGGAACCAAUGAUUAUCUCUCUUAUGUUCAAGACGAACAAAAGGGAAUCAACUCAGUUUGGAAUGGAUUCCGGUACGAAGUUCACGCUCGGGGAGAACGGACACAAGAUCGUCGGGUUCUAUGGACAAGCUUGUGAUGUUAUUUACGGUGUCGGAGUCACUGUUGUGCCCAUCACCGAGUGAAAAACCCUUUUAUUUAUCUCAAUAAAAUCAGCCAAUCAUGUCGACUAAAUGAAACUUUCAAUAAGAUUGGUAUGUAUGUAAGAAAAAUGUUUAUGUUGUGAACUUGUGAUGUGGGUCAUCAGUCUUCUCUUUACUCUACUACUUUUUCAAUGUGUCCUUUUUUUUCUUCUCUACAAUGUGUUCAAAUGGGAUAAUAAAAUUCUUAGUUGAGCCA
Messenger RNA from Eutrema salsugineum, 1682 nucleotides. RefSeq names its product jacalin-related lectin 22. NCBI's taxonomy places the organism in Eukaryota, Viridiplantae, Streptophyta, Magnoliopsida, Brassicales, Brassicaceae. Bases 92 to 1468 code for a protein of 458 amino acids. The record is from RefSeq and is a predicted model, not a curated record. Gene Ontology annotation, molecular function: carbohydrate binding. The transcript has 5 exons.